UAAAAUUAACCUCGGUUCAACUUAAUGUAUGUACUAAAAUAUUCUAUUUAUAGAUAAAUCUUUCUUAAAACCUCAAGAGCUAAAUGACAAUAAAUUUAAAUUAAUACUUCAAAAAUGAUAAAUAGAAUGCCAGAGUUUUUUAAAAAAGAAAAAAUCCAAGCACCAUUAAAAAGAAAUAUCCAAACAAAGACAAUCAUUUUCUUUUAUUAAUAUUUUUUUUUUCUCUUUUCGAAAGGAUACUUCCAAUUUCUCAAGUUUUAAUAAAGAAAGAAAGAAAAAAAAAAAAAAAAAGAAGAAGAAAGUUGCACUCUGCUCUGCGCAAAUAGAACGCUUAGUCGUUUAGGCCCAUUAGAGCUGUAAGAUUGGAAGCCUGUCAAGACAUAAAAACCGAAUGCUAGGGCUCCACUCAACUCUUUUGCCAUUUUCUGUAUAUUCGAUUUUAACUGAUACCAUUCGCUUUUCGCGCCAUGUAUUCCACUCUUUUCUUUUCUAAAUACAGUCAAUUUUCUAUAUGGGUAUUUGAAUUAGAGUGAUGGAACAUACUAAUGUCAAUUUCUCAAAAAAUCUUACAGCCUUUGCCUUUAUUCAAGUUUAUCAUCUCAAGAAUAAUAACCUUUCACAACGCUUUUCCUUUUCAAUCAUCCCUUCAGUUUCAUACAUGUCCAAAUUUAGACACCCUUGUUUCAGCUCUAAUCAGUUCUAUAGCCUCUUGUAAUUCGAUCUCUUACUGUGGAGUGCUUCAUAGCAGAGUAAUAAAAUCCUUAAGCUACAACCACGGUUUUGUUGGUGAUCAAUUUGUAUCUGCUUAUGUUCGUUUAGGAUGCACAAAAGAUGCACAGAAUUUGUUCGAUGAAUUGCCUGAGAAGGACUUGGUCUCCUGGAAUUCUCUAAUUUCUGGGUUUUCGCGCAGAGGGGAUUUGGAUAAUUGCUUAAAUGUGUUUUCGAAGAUGAAAUAUCAAACCAUUUUGAAACCCAAUGAGGUUACAUUUAUAUCUCUCAUUUCAGCUUGUACUGAUGCUGGAGCUCUUGGUAUGGGCAAGUAUGUUCAUGGGUUUGCAGUGAAAUUAGGUACGAUUUUGGAAGUGAAAGUUGUUAAUGCUCUUAUUUGCUUGUAUGGAAAGUCUGGGUGUUUGGAUGCAGCUUGUAGAAUAUUUGAGGAAAUGCAAGUGCAGAAUUUAGUGUCCUGGAAUUCAAUUAUUGCAGUUCAUGUUCAAAGAGGAUUCGCCCAGGAUGGGCUAAGAUAUUUUAUUGUGAUGAGAAGGGCAGGGAUUGUGUCUGAUCAGGCUACUCUAGUAAUUUUGCUACAAGCGUGUGAAAGUGUAGGUUUAAGGAAACUGGUAGAGGCUAUUCAUGGAUAUAUCUUCGGCUGUGGCCUGAACAUGAACUUAGCUGUAGAAACUGCAUUAUUAAAGUUGUAUGCUAACUUGGGGAUGUUAAGUGCUUCUCACAAGGUAUUCCGAGAGAUGGUUAAUAAGGAUGCAGUAGCAUGGACAGCCAUGCUUGCAUGCUAUGCAGUGCAUGGUUGUGGGAAAGAAGCAAUAGAACUUUUUGAACUCAUGGUUAGAGAAGGUGCGGUGCCUGAUCAUGUUACAUUCACUCACUUGUUAAGCGCUUGUAGCCAUUCAGGGCUAGUGAAGGAGGGCAAAUAUUACUUCAAGGUUAUGUCUGAAGUUUACAGGGUUGAGCCAAGGGUAGAUCACUAUUCAUGCAUGGUUGACCUUUUGGGUCGCUCUGGGCUGCUGGAUGAUGCUUAUAAGCUUAUCAAAAGCAUGCAAAUACAGCCAAACUCUGCAGUAUGGGGUGCUCUUAUUGGUGCUUGUAGGAUCUAUGGUAACAUUGAACUUGGGAAGGAAGUUGCUGAGAAAUUGUGUGUUUUAGACCCAUCAGACUCUAGAAACUACAUCAUGUUAUCAAAUAUGCUUUCUGCAUCUCGACAAUGGAAGGAUGCUUCAAAAGUACGGGCAUUAAUGAGAGAAAGAAAUCUGACCAGAAAUCCUGGAUGUAGCUUUAUUGAACAUGGAAACAGAAUUCGACGUUUUGUGACGUUUGAUCAGUCUCACCCCGAGACAAAGCAAAUAUAUAACAAGUUGGACGCACUUAUGAGAAGGAUUCGAGAAGCGGGAUAUACCCCAAAAACUGAAUUUGUUCUGCAUGAUGUUGGUGAGGAUGUGAAAGAGGAUCUAAUCAGUAAGCACAGUGAGAAGUUAGCUAUUGCAUUUGGGAUUUUGGUGACUAACGCAAAUGUACCACUGAUUAUAACAAAGAACCUUAGAAUAUGUGGCGACUGUCACAGCACCGCAAAAUUCAUAUCACUGAUUGAGAAGCGUACAAUAAUAAUUCGAGAUACAAAGCGGUUUCACCAUUUUGCCAAUGGAACAUGUUCUUGUAGGGAUUACUGCAAUGUAGAGAUCCAAACAAAACUCCGAUGGUACUGAACCCAAGUGAAAUCUCUUCCCUUGUUGCUCUUCAUGUGAACUCGAGGAUCAGGGAGCAAGCAGAAGUCCUUGUCCUUCUUGCCAUGGAAAUAAAGCAUAAUCCCAUCACAAGUAAACCGUGGGUUUUGGCAUGCAGCUCCUGGCUUAUCGCCAGCUGAUUUUCAGCCAAGGAAUUAAUUGUCUAUUAGCAUCCAAGAAAUAUAAACCAUAACCUAAAAGAAACAAAAGGUUACGACAAUAAGGUUUGCAAAUCCUGCAGUCUAUCUCACAGAAUCUAGGACAACUAGUAUGAAUAAUUCCAUGGCAUUUCCCAAACAAUGGAUGGUAGCAUGCAGCUUUACCAGCACUUGCAUUGCAAGACAUGAAAACUGAAGCAUGCAAAGGAAUAUCUAUCCACCCCUAGGCUUCAUGUCUCUCUUUCAAUUUUCUUUCAGGAAGGUCAGUGUCAGUGAAAAUCAAGCUUGCUUAUAUAUUUGUCCUUGAUAUGUAUCUACCUUGAAGUGAGACAAGAAUGUGAGAUGUUUAGUUGAGCAAAACCUUAGAAGAAAACGAUUAUAGUAAGGCGAAAAGAGUCGCCAUUAAAGCCAUUGGAAUCUCAAAUUUGGUGAAUACUAAUUACCAAGAGACAGAAAUGAUCAUUCUCGUUUCCAUUAGCAAUAGCCUCAAUGAAAUAAGGGGGAAGAAAAAGUUAAAAUUAUUCGAAUAUCAAGAUUGAAACUAGAA
Messenger RNA from Ricinus communis (castor bean), 3158 nucleotides. Its product is annotated as pentatricopeptide repeat-containing protein At5g40410, mitochondrial. Gene Ontology annotation, molecular function: RNA binding; protein binding; zinc ion binding. Gene Ontology annotation, biological process: RNA modification. The record is from RefSeq and is a predicted model, not a curated record. The transcript has 2 exons. Lineage: Eukaryota; Viridiplantae; Streptophyta; Magnoliopsida; Malpighiales; Euphorbiaceae. The coding region runs from base 546 to 2435 and encodes 629 amino acids.